AAACAAUGGAGGAGCUGAGGAGUUAGUGUCUGCUCAAUGAACUCAACAGUUGGAUUCGUUUUACUACCGAAGUUAUAACUUAAAGGCUUUGAAUCUAAUUAUUACAAUUAAGGUGGUGUCUUUCUGGUGUGAAGUGUAUCGGUGUUUGUUUAAUUAUGCACCACAGUUCAAAAGACCCCAGAUUCUGUUUGUGUUCAUUUUUAAUGCUUUUAACAAAAUGGACACACAGGUGCAGAGUUAGAUCCCAGCAACAUAAAGAAUUGGAGGUAAUGCACAGAAGGCCCUGUUACCAACCCAGUAAAACUGGGUGGUCCGAAUGUAAUGCAUGAAAUGAAAUUAAAUGCUGGUACAUUAAUAUAUGGCUAAUUGGUUAUUUUCUCUUUGCAGCAGGGCAGACCUUUUGGGGCUGCUCAGCCAAUGAGAGAAUAAUUUAUGUAUGUUUGAUAUCAAUUACCCAAUUAACUAAUUAUCAGGUGAUGGAUUACUCUUAGGUCCGUAUAUUACAACUUAUUAACGUCAAUUUGGUUUUACUGUAACUGUACAGUGCUAAAUAUGUCAUAUUAGUGUCUCCCGUAUAUAUAGCAUAAACAUUGCGUGUGCAUUUUUUUAAAUACUGUAUUCUAAUAUGUAGAUGUUCCUUAGUGUAUUGAUAUCUAAUACUCUAUUCCAGUUUACAUCAUUCAUACGUGGGCUAUAUUAAAAUCAAAUUUAAAUUUAAAUUGAAAAAUUGUUUCCGGGACCAGUAUCUGAUCUUAGAUCGGCAGUCUACACCCCCCAUUAUAUGGUCUCCGCAUCAGGUGAACGAUUUUUAAAAAAAAUUUUUUUUUUAAUAAUCGAUUAUUAUUUAGACUUUAGAUGCGUCGCUUUGGGCUGAGCAUCAUUUCCCACACCACAGAAAAAUGUUUUAGCUCAUAGAAAAAACUUCAAACGCUCUUAGUCGAACUCAUAAACAAUAAUUAAUUCAAGCAAUAUCUAUCGAGGAUAACUGUUUACUGCAGUACAUGCAAUACAUGGAUGUUCAAAUAAUAACAGGGUCUGUUUUAUUGGAAAAAUAUGCACGUUUGAUAUUUUUUGUGAAAGGUUAAUCUUUAAUCCUAGUUCUGAAAUUAUUUUGCCCACCUUUCCCAUGUGUUUGGCGCCAUUAGUAAUUUGUUUUGAAGAAUGGCCAAUUUUUGACACACUGUCCAGUGCAAGGUCUGAUGAGCAGCUCAUUUUAUGCUAGUUCACUUAGCGUUUUGUCCUAGGAAAUAUUUCGAACGACGUUAAAACGUAUUCAGCCCCAAUGUACUUUAUUCAAGACUGUUUCAAGACUUAGAACAUAUUGUUGCAAGAUUUUAAAACGUGUAAUAUGUGUAAUGAGUGCACCACACGAUUGUAUGCCUGAUAUGUAAAAUUACUUUAAAAUUACUCAUACCACGUCCAGUUUGAAUUUACAGAAAACAUGCAAUGCCUUGGGCGACAUUAGCAGUCCGACCAAAUUACCUUACACUAUUUUCUAGAAAUCUUAGACCACUUUGAAAAGAACAUUGUAGCGCGCGGAAGUAGCUUAUAUAAUAAACUCAACAAAAUUUUCCAUAUGCAUUCAUUGACGAAUUUUACCACGCGCAAGUCACUUGUAAAAUAUUUCGUCUGUUUAAAUAUGAUCUAAUUAACGCUAUUGUUUAGACUACAAACUAAGUGAAAAUGGAGACCGCUGAAACACUAUGAAAAAUUGAGAAAUUUUUAAUUUUUAAUAUUCAAUAUUUAAUUUGACGGAGGCAUCUCGGGAAUCGAUUGAAUGAUGUUUAAAAGGUCAGUCUGUGUCUUGUUCUUUGUUUGUAGCUACUGGUUUAAAAACUGUAUAUUUAAAUGGAGGUUUUCAGAAUAUAAUCUUUUCCCGUUAGCCAAUGAACUAUAAUGAAUCACUGCAAUGAUAAAAUUGCGCGUCUGAUAAUGGCACCACUAAUGGGUUUGACGCCUACAUGCUAUACCUGCAGUUUAACAUCAAGGCUUGUCAAGGUGCGCCCUUAGACUUUUGUCACUGGCAUAUGUGACUUGGAUUUGUAUUACGUGCGGUUUUACUGAAUCAUUAUAUAACCAAGUUAGGAUGUCUGACCGUUCUUUUUAGGGCAAAAAUGCUUGAAGCGGUACGGGUAUAACACAUAGCCGUACAGCCAAAGAAAAUGAAAUAAUAUUAACAAUCAAAAAAGCAAUCAGUCAAAUAAAUCGGGAAAAUAUAAGUAAUCGAGAGGAUUAAUAUAAAAGUCGGAGUGGAUAAACGUGAAAGCUAGCUAAUAACAAAAUACAUGACUAUAUUGUCCAUUUAUAUGAAUAAACAUCACUGGUGUGUUUCACUUUUAUCAUGUGCAAAUGUUUUUUUUUUUUACUAAUUCCUUACUGGCAGGAUGUAUGAACGCGUUUGUGUAUUGCGGGUGUGCGCGAGGUGGAUUAGCUAGUUGUCUGCUCCUGCCCGCGGCUGCCAAGUCAGAAGUGCGUCCAUUUUAUACAUCGGUAAUUUUACCCACGGCUUCACAAAAUAUUUAAAAAGUAAAUUGCAUUAAUAAAAAUAUCCUGUUUUGUUUUUUUAAAACUGCUUGGACCUUAGAGAAGCAUCAUUUUUAACUAAUCGUGAGACGUUAUACUAUAAUAAUCUCUCACUUGUAAAUAAAACAAUUUAGUCUUGAAUUCUUCUUAUUGUUUUAUUUGCCUAUUUAUCUAUUUUAAUGAGGUUGUAUGAUUAGGUUAAUACUUGUGGAGAGAAUACUUGGCCUCAUUGGGAUGUCCAGUCUAAAGUGACGAGCCUCCGUGUUCUUACUUUGAAACUUAACCGGUCCUUCUUUUUUUCUGAUGCAGCGUCUGGAAGUCAAAGAGCGGCCAGAUUUGGCACUGCAUGCGCGGCAGAUUUCAAAGCAUUUUCUGUAGUUUUUUUUUUUUUUUUGAAACGGAGUCUUGCAGCGAACGCAUGCGUGUCCCUUUUAAAACAAACCCUAGCCUCCAUCAAUCAUACAGGACUCCAGCCAAUCCCAAAGCGCUCUAUUUUAAAAGCGGUUCUGCCUGCUGUGCUUUUAUAUUGCACCACGGCCUGUUUCGGCCAGUUUUACUACCAUGCUUGCUUCCACAAAUCAGGAGAGCAAAGUGAACGGCAUGAGGCACAUACCAACUUUUUUUUUAACUUACUACAUCUUGUUCAGCUUGCGAAUUUCACACGCAGAUAAUAUAUAGUGGGGAUAAAGGGAUGGGAACUGCUAGGUAAAUUCUUAACAUAAGAUGGUUGUUUUUUCCAGUUUCACAGCCAAACUAACAACAAAACAUGUCAUGCCUGUCGAGGUUUAGUGGCUGCCCUCUCUCUCACUUGUACCCUGGGGAGAGCAAUACUGAAGCCAGCGUGUGGCUGCCACCUUUGGCAGUGGAGCUCACAGGACACCCCACUGGUACUUCCUUAAAACUCUGCCCCGCACAAAAUUUACGAGACGAUCCUGAGGCAAGAUACAGUGUGUAUCUUGACUAUUUGGGUCCUCGAUCUUCACACUCUGGAUUCGCUAGACGCCGCCUGCACCGCGGCUCUAAGGGUAUUAGCGGUGGACCAGAUCUUUCUGGAACAACCAUGUCACCAGUCACUGACCAACUUGCACCAAGAGCUACCCAACAUAGCACCAGUGGAAGGUACCGUGACCUCCCCAGCUCUAGAGAAGGCGGGGGCCAUGCAUUUUUCACGGCUUACCAAGAACAGGCCCACGGCUCCUCAGACUCGACUCGGAAGCUCGGCGGUCAAAUAAUGGUGGCUGUACCCGGGGACCUUCUCUCGAGAACGCAGCCGUACAGCCAAACCCUGAGCGCCUCAGGGGGUCACGGUCAGCAGUUUGUCACCCAGUUCCUGAGUCUCUACAAGCCUCUCAAUAUGGCCAUCCAUGGAGGAAGUGACUCUCUUCUAAGGUACUCCAGGCAGAACCCAAAGCGUGACUUGGUCUGCAGGUGGAGUGGCGGCCAACGGGGGGCUGGGAAGAGCCCCUGCAUGAGGACCUUCGCCAGUAUGUAUGAACUGGUGACACAUGUGACUGUGGAGCACGUUGGAGGACAUGACCAGUCUGAGUACAUUUGCCACUGGGAGAGCUGCUGUAGGUCAGGAAAGCCCUUCAAGGCCAAGUACAAACUGGUGAAUCACGUCAGAGUCCACACUGGAGAGAAGCCUUUCCCGUGUCCCUUUCAUGGCUGCGAGAAAGUGUUUGCCAGGUCAGAAAACCUCAAGAUCCACAAGAGAACACACACAGGUGAAAAACCCUUUAAAUGUGGGUUUGAUGGCUGCAGUCGGAGAUUUGCUAACAGCAGUGACCGGAAGAAGCAUUCCCAUGUGCACUCCAGUGAUAAACCCUAUAUGUGUAAAGUCAGAGGGUGUGAGAAGCGUUACACCCAUCCAAGCUCACUCCGCAAGCACAUGAAGCUGCAUUUCAAGGGUUUCAUGGCCAAAAGUGAUGAGGGGAGUGGGGAAGACGGGGAGCACCUUCACAAGGUCAGGCUGUCCCGCGAAGCGGAUCGCCGAGGCGCUUCCUCUUCUGAAGUUGCCUCGUCCAGUUCACGGUCCUUGCGAGGUUCGGUAUCACCCGAAACAAGAAAUGGGCCAAGUUUCUAUACACUCGACCGAAGCCUAGGGUAUUCUGCAGAAAGGUCUCAGCCCCUGUUGGACCCAGUGCUGCUGCAGAGAGGCGAUUAUAGGACUGAUUCGGGUCAAUAUAGCACCAGCCAUCCGUCCCACGUCGGUGCCCAGAGUAACAGGACUUUUCAUGGGCCCGCUUUCCAAAAAAGUAUCGCAAACGGAUGGUACACUUGUCAUAAUGGACCAGCGGCCGUCUUAAAGCAGUGUAACGAUGAUGUGUAGAACUUCAGUAUGAUACUCUUUGUUUGGACCAUUGUUUCGAAAUGUACGAAAGUGCAGCAUGUAAAGCUUGACAGAGUAAUAAAAUGGGCGCUUUCCUUUUUAGCGAUGUCCUUAUUUAAUCUUUGCUUUUUAAUGUGACUUAAUAAUGUCGUGCAAUCGGAGACUGACAAGCUUUAAAUUAUGCGUAUUACUCUGUUUUUGACUCAUAGUGAGGCGUUUGUGAAGGUUCAUGACCGUCUUUUAACCCCGUUCCUCUCAUAUGCAAAAAUAUAACACCUUCGUUUCUCUUUGGCUUUUAGAUUUUCUGAACUCGUUUGCAGUGUAAUACUUGUUAAUGUCUUUAACAUUUAGCUUUUAUAGGCUACUUGAAUUAUAAAUUACUAUAAUAGGCAACAUUUUUUCCUGCAAGAGUAAGGAUGUUUGUUGAAGACAUACCACAGGCACGUGUGACCGAAGGGUCUGUAUUCCAGUUUUAAUAUGGACCGAUAUUAAUUGGACCAAUAUUAAGGCGGCUUAAUAUUGGAAGAAUGGGUUACUUUAACAUUUAAAACGGGGUUGUCUUCAUUUUUUAUGGGAAAAACAUGCCGAGUCCUAUGUAAAAUGUAACUCGUGAAGAGUGAAAUCCAGAUGUCAUAUUGUGUGUAAUUUAAUUCAGAAUACUGUACUGAAAUCCACAAUAAACUGAGCUGUUGGAAGCGUUCCUGCGUAUUUCAUAUUUCGGUGUUUAUAUUUUUAAAGCACUGUUACCUGUUGAAGUACGUAUGCAUCUGUUUGCACGGUGCGUGUCAUUGUUAUACUGAAGUUCGAUCUGUACGGGUUUCUCCUGUGAUCUCUGACUAGUGCGAGCACGCAAGCGUCUUGGACGCGCAAGCAUUCGCUUGGAAUAUAUAGGUAUGUGUGGAGGAGGCGGGUGGAUGUUAGUGUGUAGUAAGUUGUCUCACACGCUCCUCUGUGUCCCGCCAUCUUCAUCCCGUUUGUUUGUAUCGAUAUGUAUAGUGUAUUUGACUAAAAUGUAGCUGCGGUCUUCAUAGUAAGAACUGAUAUUUAAUAUACUGUAUAUACUGUCCUAUUAAUUAUGCAUGUAAUAUUUCAUUAAAGUAUCUGCAUUCUCUUUGAUCAGAC
Messenger RNA from Brienomyrus brachyistius, 5974 nucleotides. It is a transcript of the gene zic6, whose product is annotated as zic family member 6. NCBI's taxonomy places the organism in Eukaryota, Metazoa, Chordata, Actinopteri, Osteoglossiformes, Mormyridae. Gene Ontology annotation, biological process: central nervous system development; regulation of transcription by RNA polymerase II. The transcript has 2 exons. Gene Ontology annotation, cellular component: nucleus. Gene Ontology annotation, molecular function: DNA-binding transcription factor activity, RNA polymerase II-specific; RNA polymerase II cis-regulatory region sequence-specific DNA binding. The record is from RefSeq and is a predicted model, not a curated record. The coding region runs from base 3290 to 4852 and encodes 520 amino acids.